This is a messenger RNA of Symbiodinium pilosum, 771 nucleotides long. The record is from the annotation of a GenBank genome assembly. NCBI's taxonomy places the organism in Eukaryota, Dinophyceae, Suessiales, Symbiodiniaceae.
AUGAAGCUUUGUGAGGUUCUCGCCCGGUCGUCAUGCACAGCGUUCUACAACAUCGCGAUGCUCAAUCUGCUGUCAGAAAUCGUCUCCACGAAGGCCCUGGCAAGCCGCUUCGAUACCUACAUACUGGGCGUGUUCAUAAUCUCGCGGUGCCUGUGGGUGUACAUUGCCCAUCGGCGCGCGCAAAGAGCUUUAAUUCUGGACUGGCACGAUAAGGGUGAAUAUGUGACGAAUGUUGGCUUUUUUGGGAGGCUGGACUUGAUGCUCAGCCUCACCAUGGUGGAGAUGUUUUUGAUCCCCAGGAUUGUCCGCGAUGUCGUGUCCCUCCUCCACCCUGACAAGAGGUGCCACCCGUUCACCUCUUUCGGAGGGAAGCUGUAUGGGCCGCGUUCAUUCAUCCUGGGUUUCCCCACGAAGGACAUGUACAUUACUGAGAGCCUGCAUGGUAUAGUGUCUCAAGUUCCAGUUCUGCUUGCAGAUGUUGUCCUGACUGCCAGCCUCUGUUGGACAUUGCGCGCCAAGAUAGGCCUCUUUUGCUUCUCCAUUCCCGAAGACCGGGAACGCUGGCUGUGGUGCCGAUGCAUGACAUGGCUUGUGCUUGUGCUGACUGUGGUGAACUUCGUCUUGAAGGUGAAUUUGUUUCGGCGAUACUUCAAUGCUCGCGGGCGCUACCGGGCGUGGCUCAAAGUGAAGUUGAACGACCCGAGCCAACCCGAUGCAUGCAGGCGUGCGCUGAAGAAGGAGUGGCGUGCGUAUUUCGGCGAGCUGAGCCAG